AUGAGUAUUCUGGUGAUGAUGCUAAAAGGUGGUACAUCAACCAUUUUUGGCAAUGGUCAUAUUAUUAGUAACAUUACAACAUGGUGUGAACCACAACCAUCACAACCAUCGUCUUCAUCUAAUGAUUGUGUCAAUCGCCAAGUUCCUGACUAUCCAUAUGAAAAUGAAGGGCAUCCAAAAAAAACUCCACUGUAUCCAAAAGAACCGCUAAUUCAAACAGAAGAGGAAGGUGACAAGUUUCCUUUAUGUGAAAAUUAG
Messenger RNA from Entrophospora sp. SA101, 258 nucleotides. The record is from the annotation of a GenBank genome assembly. Lineage: Eukaryota; Fungi; Glomeromycota; Glomeromycetes; Entrophosporales; Entrophosporaceae.